AUGUUCGCCAGCGACUUUAUCGAAGACGCCGUGCAGAGGACCUCGCUCCAGGACGUGGCCCCCAACAUGCAAGCUGCGCUCUCUUCCCUCAGGCAGAUCGUCGCUAUGCAGAGCAAGGCCUCUUCUAAUCGAGACUUUCGGUUCCGUACGCAUCAGCCGCUUCCUCCAGGAGGUUUGCCUGAAUUGCCCAUGCCGCCGAUGAACGCCGUCGUUGCCUUGCUCAAGCAUAUGAAAGUUUCUCCCCCCAGCAUCUUCUCACUCGCAUGCUCCUUCCUCGAUGUUGAUGACCUGGCUGAGCUCUGCCGGAGAGUCUACUUCUGCACCGACAACUUUGCCGAUACCACCUUCAUCAUAGUGAAUGGCGCGCUCUUCUACUUGUUCAUGGAACAAGCAUACCUAGCAUCGGAUGCGACUGCGCGCGAAGAGUUUGAGAGGUACCAACAUAUGUGUCAAAACAAUCUGGAAAUGGCUCUAGCUUCCUUGCCUUUGAUGCUCCCUGCAAAGAUUGAGAGCAUAGAAGCCUUGCUCCUGGCGGCCGUUUAUGCUGUGGAUGUAUCUAAAGCGUCGCUCGCGUGGCUUUUCACAUCCACUGCUGCAAGCUUGUGUCAGACGCUUGGCUACCAUCGCGUAUCGCAAGUGAGGAGCGAGAGCGCCGGGCCUAGAGACAUCAAGACCCUCUUGUUCUGGCAUGUGUACAUGCUCGACAAAACUUUGUCCCUGAGAACGGGGAGGGCAUCGGUCAUCCAGGAUUGGGACGUGACCUUGCCGCGGCGGGUCGACAACACCAUGGUUGCGGAUCCAUGGGGUCUCAUAAUAACAACGUGGAUCAAGCAGGCUGAGAUUCAACACCGCGUUUAUGAACAAUUAUACAGUCCGCUUGCUCUGGGCCAGUCGCAAGAAGAGCGCAUCGAGACCGUGCGUCGCCUGGAAAAUGAACAAAAGACAAUCAUGGCCGCUGCGUCGCACGUGCGGGAGCAGGCUCUCUUCGGCCUCAAGGCCCUCAACGCAUCCUCCAUCUUGGAUAUACACCUGCGAGGCGACGAACUGACAUUUCAGUCCACGUUGACUCUCAUCUACAGGGCAUUGCCAGCGCCCGAAGGUUCGCCAACGCGGUUUUCUCAGGAAUGUAUAGACACGGCACGAUUUGCCAUGCAGCUGCACCUUGAAUGCAUGCAAAGAAUUGCAGAGGAAGGGCGGCAUCUUAAAGCAGUCUAUAUUCACUGCGCUGACGAUCUCAAGAAGCUGAAUGAGUUCGUUGCUUCACUUCGACCCGCAUGCGCCAUGUCGGAGCCGGUAGAGAAGCUUCACCAGCUCUGUUCAAUGCUCUGUAAUGUGGCAACGCUUUACGUGGAGAGCAAGUCCCAGCAAUCAAAUGAACGUGGCCCCAUCAACGACGAAUUUGAUGUCUAUCUGAGCGCGUUAGGAUUCCCGCCAACGGAAUAUCCUGCUCAGGGCAUGGAUACAAGCGACAUGUCGCAGCCUACCCUUCAAACUGCUCAACUGGGCAACUGGUUCUCAGGUAGCCAGUACAUGAUGGGAUUGCUUGAAGAAGACCUAUCCCAGUUCAAUUAG
Molecule: messenger RNA, 1572 nt
Organism: Colletotrichum fioriniae
Lineage: Eukaryota; Fungi; Ascomycota; Sordariomycetes; Glomerellales; Glomerellaceae
Source: RefSeq, a predicted model, not a curated record